This is a messenger RNA of Pocillopora damicornis (cauliflower coral), 2820 nucleotides long. RefSeq names its product lysocardiolipin acyltransferase 1. The record is from RefSeq and is a predicted model, not a curated record. NCBI's taxonomy places the organism in Eukaryota, Metazoa, Cnidaria, Anthozoa, Scleractinia, Pocilloporidae. Gene Ontology annotation, cellular component: endomembrane system; endoplasmic reticulum. Gene Ontology annotation, biological process: phosphatidylinositol acyl-chain remodeling. Gene Ontology annotation, molecular function: acyltransferase activity.
UUGAUAUCAAGCCGCUAACAUAACCGUUGCAUUACGCUUAUUCGCCGCGCAGUUGCGUGCACGCAGAUCGCGCAUUAUGUCACGUUUAAUUUUAUUCAUCAAAACUCCAAAGGCAUCAAGUUAUUGAAAUCAGUUGCUUUUGUAACGCUGCCGGUGCCGAUUGAAUUGAAACUCUGCAUUGGUUUACUUCUCAACGGGCGCCAGCAGGAUUGGGACCAUGGCAACAGUUCAGCGUUUGAAGGGAUUCAUUUUCCUUGCUUUUCUUUACUAUACUGGCUUAUUCGGCACCAUCGUUAUCAUGGGCCCGACUUUAAUUCUUCUGUGUUUACGGCCGAGGUGGUUUCGCUGGGUUAAUGACCACCUCACGGUGUGGUGGCUUGUUCUUCCCCCGACGUUAUUGGAGAUGAUGUUUGGAGUCAAGAUUGUAGUCACUGGGGACAAGCCUCCAAAGAGUGAGAACUCUGUUAUCAUCAUGAACCACAGAUGCCGACUUGAUUGGAUGUUCUUUUGGAGUUUUGUGGCACGAUAUGGCGAGUUGAAGCACGAGAAGAUAAUAAUGAAACGUGAACUCAAACAUAUUCCUGGUCCAGGUUGGGCCAUGCAGAAUGCCCUUUACAUUUUCUUGCACCGCCGUUGGGAGAGAGAUGAAAGCUACCUUAAUUCAGUUCUCAGUUACUUUGUCAAUUCAUCAGAUAGUCUUCAGCUACUCUUGUUUCCUGAGGGUACCAACUUUGAGGAGGCUAGCAAACAGAAAAGUGAUUCCUUUGCAACAAAAAAUAAUCUUCCCUUUUAUGACUAUGUUCUACAUCCACGUGUACGUGGCUUCACGUACUGUGUUGAGAAACUUCGUCAGGGGAAUGUAGAUGCUAUUCUUGAUGUCACCGUUGGUUAUUCUGAAAAUUACUGUUUUGAAGAAGUUGAUCUACUGAAAGGAAAUGUACCAAGUGAAAUUCAUUUUCACAUUCAGCGAUAUUCCAAUGAUGCACUUCCACAAGAUACACAAGGUCUUGAAGAAUGGUGCUGUAAGCAAUGGAUGCAGAAAGAGGAUAGACUGAGAAAAUUUUACACCAAGGAGAAACAUUUUGGCCCUCCUUCUGAAAUAGCAAGUGAACAACAGAAUGAGAUCCAGUUAGCUGUGAGUUAUCUGUUUAAAAAAGGGCUCAUCUUCUGGCUUCUGUUCACAAUCUGUUCGUCAGUUCUUCUGUACAUGUCUGCAAUGGUGAGAUGGUAUGUUUUAAUUAUUGGAAUUGUAUAUUUAACACUUUCCUGUUUUGGGGGAACAGAUGAAAUAUUUUUACAGCUGAUACAGAAGUCAAUGGAUACCAAGACAAAGUGAGGCGUCUUAAGACAUGUAUUAUGCAUCAGAUCCUGGUGAGCAGUGGUCAGAGUCAUGGUCAAUCCUUGGCUGACAUGCAAAUGGUGUUAGCUCUGGUUGCUUCUAUUCAAGUAAAGUUGAAUUUCAGACCUGGCAAGUGUGAUUUAUUUAACAUUUCACUCCUAGGUGCUUCAUGUCAAUUUUCUGCGCUGUAUAUCAUACAUUUCUUAGAAGCUUUUGAGCUAUGGCUCCCAGAGUAUCGUGUGAAAUCAAACAGUACUUUUCUUUAGUUGAAAUUGCUUUCUUGUUAUCACAGGACAAAAUUGCAAGAAUCUGUUAACGGAAACGUGGCAGAAACAUGUUAAAACUGUUCUGGAAACACGAUGGAUAACCUGUGUUUCCGUUACUGGUUUCGUGACGUUUUCUCGCGUUUCCAUUGCUGUGUAUACAACGGAACCGGACCACUUUUUGUGCAUGUUAAACAUAACGGAAACAUGGAGUUGCAUGUUUCCGCCACGUUUCAGAAAUACGGAAACAUGUGAUUUUGUCCUGUGUAUGACCUUGAAGAUUGAAGGUGCAUUGAUUUUGUAAAAGGAAAUUGCAUAUUGGUCACUUGUGGACGUGUAAUUGUUAACCCUUUAAUUCCCAAGAUUUGAAUGUUAAUUCUCCCCUCUAUGCGACACUUAUCCUUGUUUAUUGGUUACAUGAAUUUGGUGUUAGAUCAAGGUAACAACUUCUACCUGAUGAUUUGGGUAUUCUCAUUACCUGUUUGCUGGAUAAUGUAUGGAUAUUAUAGGGAGAAGUUACAUGUUAAUCACUUCUGGAAGUUAUAGGGUUAAGGGACUGGGUCAUGUAAGUUAAGGCAAUUUCACCUCAUACAAGUUAUUGAUCAAAUUGGCAGAAAGUAGAAUAUAUAACAAUAAGCAAUUAAUCAAGGUGACUGCUCAGGAAAAAAGUUAUCUAACAAACCUUUUUUUUUAAACUUUCCUUAAGUGUUCCUAUCCAAUGUCUGUUUUGAAAGAGAUAUAACAGGCCAAACUCACCCCAUUUAUGCCUGUACUGGCACCUAUCAUGCACAUUAUUUUAUCUGUUCAUGGUAAAUUUUGCAGUAGCCGGAAGUGAGGGUUUCUAAAGUAACAAUUAAAAAAACUUGAUAGAUAGAAGGUCUUGAGCGCAUGAAAAAAUCACACAAUCACAAACAACAUUGAUUCAAAACAUUCUUCGAGUCAUGGCUUUCAAGCUUACAAAAAGUUUGUGUCGUCAAGUAAUGUGCUUCACACAGGAUUUUAGCUAUGUCUUGUUUUCCCUUCAAUUAAUUUUUUUUAAUUCCUCCAAUUUGAAGGGGAUAAUUUGUACACCAAAAUUAUGCAAUAAAAAAUUUAGGUCACCAUGUUCAUUUAAGAGCUAAAGAACAUUGCACCUUUUUACUUGAACCAUUGAUUGAAAAACAAUACCAUGUUCUUGGAAUGCGGGCAAGCUUAUUUGCCUGAUUAUGUGAUUUUUAU